Messenger RNA from Gadus macrocephalus (Pacific cod), 1238 nucleotides. It is a transcript of the gene snx3, whose product is annotated as sorting nexin 3. The transcript has 4 exons. The record is from RefSeq and is a predicted model, not a curated record. Gene Ontology annotation, molecular function: phosphatidylinositol-3-phosphate binding. Bases 96 to 584 code for a protein of 162 amino acids. Lineage: Eukaryota; Metazoa; Chordata; Actinopteri; Gadiformes; Gadidae. Gene Ontology annotation, biological process: endocytic recycling; late endosome to Golgi transport. Gene Ontology annotation, cellular component: retromer complex; early endosome membrane.
GUCACGCGGCGUCAGCGGAGUGUCAGCUGACCGGAAGUGCUGCCGCCGCGCGCUGGAGUGUCAGUGGCCGUCCUGCUGAACGCUGAGGGGGAGAAAUGGCUGACACCAUAGCUGACACACGAAGGCUAUUCACCAAGCCCCAGAACCUCAACGACGCGUAUGGACCUCCGAGUAACUUUCUAGAGAUUGACGUGAGCAACCCUGAGACGAUGGGGGUGGGCAGGGGCAGGUUCACCACCUAUGAGAUCAGGCUGAAGACCAACCUGCCCAUCUUCAAGCUGAAGGAGUCUCGCGUGCGCCGACGUUAUAGUGACUUCGAGUGGCUCCGAGCAGAGCUGGAGAGGGAGAGCAAGGUGGUGGUGCCCCCGCUGCCGGGGAAGGCCCUGGCCCGACAGCUGCCGUUCCGGGGGGACGACGGGAUAUUUGAUGACUCUUUCAUCGAGGAGAGGAGACAGGGUCUGGAGCAAUUCCUCAACAAAGUGGCCGGUCAUCCCCUGGCCCAGAACGAACGUUGCCUGCACAUGUUUCUACAGGAUGAAUCUGUGGACAAGAACUACACCCCGUCCAAGAUCCGACCCGCCUAGGAGAGCCACGCCAUGCCUGGAAGUGGCCCCGGGCGUGCCCGACAACCCCAAACCAAACGCUCUCGCCCCAGACCACACCUCCUGGACCACAAACAUUUCAACCCCCCCCCCCCCCCCCCACCCCUCCUCUGUCACUUCCUCCCUGUUCGACUCUUAGACAUCCCAAACCUUGUGCUCGUCUGUCCCACUUUGUAACCCCAAUCGUUCGUAAAAAAAGAUGUCUGACAAAUUAUGCCUGCUAGGUGAAAAUGAGAAAACAGUUGUUGAUGUUGUUGUUGUUUCUCCCGCUGAAAUCUAUUUAUCAGUACGGUGCGUCCUUCAUUGUUUUAAUUUUCGUUUCCAUGGCGACAACACAAAGGUCAUCAUCUCUUAUUACAGAAGGUCACACACACUAUUUUGAUGGGUCGCGCACCACAGCCACGCAUUACCAGGCGUGGCUCAGUUACUGAACUAUUAGUGUCUAAACCAGCACCUUCCUUGUUUCAUGUAGUGGUUUUCUAGCGAGUGAAGAGUAAUAUACUUGGGGGGUAGGAGUGGGACCUGCAGUAUUUCUACAGGCUAUAUGCAUUUUGAGAUUUGUAUACUGCUGUGCCAUUUUCUUUAUUUUGAAAGUUUUUAAAUAAACCGGUCAAAUCCACUGAUGCACAAGCACAA